AUGCAGGAAAAACCAAUAUUUUAUAAUUUUGCGUUUUUGCUUGACUUACUUAACUUUGCAACUGCAGUUUCGUGGUUUUUUGCCUAUUUGGCAUUGUUCUUCAAAUUGAAACGCGAGAAAAAUGUGGUUGGACUAUCACUUCAAACACUUCUAAUAUUAGUUGUGGCUGAAUGUAACCAUGUAAUAAUAACAGUUAUACUUUCAUCACAUUAUCACGUCAAAUUGGAGUUGGAUUUCUAUUUAUGUGAUUGUUUGACUGCACUUUUAUCUGUCACCACAUUCAUCUAUAUUUAUAAUAAUUUCUAUGAAACAUACGAAAAUAACAGGGACACUUUCGGGCUAAAUGUUACAAAUUUUGUAAUUUGCUGGAUUUCAAAAGUUUCCGGAAGUGCUAAUUUUAAUGAAAAGAAAAUUAAUAGGUUUCACCCAACUUCUCAGAAUUUUUUUUGGUUAACUAUUUAUAUUAUGAAUUUCUUCCUUGGAUCAAUGAUAUUUUUUUUAAGAAAAUCUAGCUCACCUCCAAUUAUAUCAUUUUGGGAAUCAUAUAUGGAUUCAUUACUUUCCUUAGCUUUGCUGCCUCAAAUAUAUAUGUUUUACAAUAAGAAGCCACGAAGAGUGUCUUCACCUCUUGCCCAUUUUGUUGCAUUUAUACUAUUGGCUAGAAUAUUCAUGUUAUUCUAUUGGAUAUUAUAUCCACUAUUUAAGUUUUCAAUCGUUCCAGGAAGAAGACUGCAUAUUUUUUCGGAAUUUUUAAAUGUUAUAUUUCUAACACAUUUCAUGUAUUAUUUUUUAAAGUCGAAAUUGAAUGGAGAGAACGACAUAUCCUUGCCACUAUAG
Messenger RNA from Cryptosporidium ubiquitum, 837 nucleotides. RefSeq lists its product as uncharacterized. The record is from RefSeq and is a predicted model, not a curated record. Bases 1 to 837 code for a protein of 278 amino acids. Gene Ontology annotation, cellular component: membrane. Lineage: Eukaryota; Apicomplexa; Conoidasida; Eucoccidiorida; Cryptosporidiidae. The transcript has a single exon. Gene Ontology annotation, molecular function: ER lumen protein retrieval receptor activity. Gene Ontology annotation, biological process: protein retention in ER lumen.